UUAAUUUUGGAGGGGUCAAAUGCAUGCCCGUUGGAGACGUUUCCGGCGCACAGCGACCUUCGCCACCAAAAUAGCAACCAACAAGACCGAGUCCAUACCUCUCUAACAAAACCUACCUUACGUUUUUCUCCGCGGAAACCUCUUCAAUCUCUGCAGUUUUUCUAUUCCGAAAAGCAUUAACAGCAAGAAAGAGUAAUAGAUAGAGAAAGAGAGAAAGAAGCUCUCUCAUUCCUUCGCCGCAUGGGAAACCCCAUCCACCCCAUCCCCUCUCCAUCCCCUCGGCCGCCGCCACCCACCACCGCCUCCGCCGCAACAUCGCGCACGAGCGGUGCCACCGCCGCUUCCUCCGACGAUGGAGCUCCGCAGCAACCGAUGCUCAAGCGCACCCCCAUCUCCCUCGUGCAACCACCCCGGCGCCGGCGCCCGAUCCGCCUCUCCCGCCCCCUCCGCGUCUUCCGCUCCCUCUGCCGCACCCUCCCCAUCUUCUCCCCCAAAUGCGGCCACCUCCCGGCCCCGUGCAAGCUCCCCUCCCCAGCCCUCUACCCUUCUUCCUCCUCCGACUUCCACCUCUCCACCUCACACCGCCACCACCACCACCACAACCACCACCGCUCCUCCUCCUCCUUCUCCCCCUCCACCCGCGUCACCGGCACCCUCUUCGGUCACCGCAGGGGCCGCGUCUCCCUCUCCCUCCAGCAGAACCCGCGCUGCCUCCCCUCCCUCGUGGUGGAGCUCGCCAUGCAGACCCAGGUGCUCCUCCGGGAGAUGGGCUCGGGCAUGGUGCGCGUGGCGCUCGAGUGCGAGAAGCGCCCUGGCGGCGGCGGCUGCGGCAACGGCAAUGGCAAUGGCAAGGACCGGCAGAAGCGGCUCCUCGAGGAGCCGCUGUGGACGAUGUUCUGCAACGGGAAAAAGAGCGGGUAUGGCGUGCGGAGGGAGGCGACGGAGGAGGACUUGGCGGUGAUGGAGACGCUGAAGCCGGUGUCGAUGGGGGCCGGCGUGAUGCCGGCGCCCGCGAGACCGGAGGGCGCCGACGGGGCGAUGGCGUACGUGAGGGCAUUUUUCGAGCACGUGGUGGGGUCGAGGGACUCGGAGACGCUCUACAUGAUCAGCCCCGAUGGCGGGAACGGCCCCGAGCUCACCAUCUUCUUCAUCAGGAUUUGAAAAAAAGAAAAAAAAAAAAUCAAUAACGGUCGUUUCUUUUGAAUUUUAUAAUUUGAUUGUAUAUGCUUCCUAUAUAUUGUUAGCAAAUGAGAAAUGACAGGCGUUAAUUUGAUUGGUUCGUCGCUGGUGUACGUAGCUGAGUCCGAAUUUUACCACGCGUGCGUCAAUCGUGUAUAUUAGGAUAAGAUUUAUUUAAUUAGG
Messenger RNA from Ananas comosus (pineapple), 1362 nucleotides. RefSeq names its product protein MIZU-KUSSEI 1. Lineage: Eukaryota; Viridiplantae; Streptophyta; Magnoliopsida; Poales; Bromeliaceae. The transcript has 2 exons. The record is from RefSeq and is a predicted model, not a curated record. Bases 241 to 1161 code for a protein of 306 amino acids. Gene Ontology annotation, biological process: hydrotropism.